AUGAUCAAGACGUUGGCGUUUCGACUUGGAGCACGGCAUAAAUUUUUCCACAUUUUCCACUACGAAUCAAAGAAUUUCAGAGGCUACAUGAAUGAGGGCAAUGACAACUCGUAUUGGGCGCCAUUUGCGCAGCAAUUACCGAUUGCAAUUGCAAAGACCUAUAUGGACGUCGUUAAUCAUGACAAUAAGAUUAGGCGGAUAUUCCGAGUCCGAGUGCAUGCUGACCGAAGUGAAGAGGAAGAACUGAUAAAUUCAUGGCGUCAAUUGAUGAACACCAUUGUUGAAGCAAUGAAACGUGGAUAUGAAGGUUGUGCCUCGCAGAAAACACCAAUGAGGCUUAGUAUAACAAAGUAA
This is a messenger RNA of Cooperia oncophora, 354 nucleotides long. The record is from the annotation of a GenBank genome assembly. Lineage: Eukaryota; Metazoa; Nematoda; Chromadorea; Rhabditida; Trichostrongylidae.